AUGCUGGGGGCUGACGACCUGCUGCCUGUCCCCUCUCCCUGGCAGUACAUCAACGGCGGGAACCUGGAGCAGCUGCUGGACAGCCCGGUGCCACUCUCCUGGGCUGUGCGCGUCCGGCUGGCCCUGGACAUCGCCCGCGGCCUGCGCUACCUGCACUCCAAGGGCAUCUUCCACCGUGACCUCACCUCCAAGAACUGCCUGGUGAAGAGUGAGGACAACGGCUACACGGCUGUGGUGGGUGACUUUGGCCUGGCGGAGAAGAUUCCCACCUACAGUGAGGACGCUCAGAAGGAGCCGCUGGCCGUGGUGGGCUCGCCGUACUGGAUGGCCCCGGAGGUGCUGCGUGGGGAGCUGUACAACGAGAAG
Molecule: messenger RNA, 366 nt
Organism: Chelonoidis abingdonii (Abingdon island giant tortoise)
Lineage: Eukaryota; Metazoa; Chordata; Testudines; Testudinidae
Product: dual specificity testis-specific protein kinase 1-like
Biological process (GO): actin cytoskeleton organization; protein phosphorylation; positive regulation of stress fiber assembly
Cellular component (GO): cytoplasm; nucleus
Molecular function (GO): protein serine/threonine kinase activity; ATP binding
Source: RefSeq, a predicted model, not a curated record